AAAAAUUAUUUACAAGUUUGAAUAUCUGCCAGCUGGAUUGUUCAACAGAGCUCAGGUAAAACUUCAAAUAAAAAAAUAUAAAAAAAACUUUAAAAAAAAUGAUUUUCUAUUAAAGACCAUUUUAAACGUACUAAAAUAUAGAAAAUAAUUUAAAAUUUAUUAAGAUGCAUUGCGCAAAGAAAGACUAUGCAGAAUUGUAAAUGGUAAUCUAGAUUCGAACUGAAUGCAGACAAAACUUGAAUAUGUAAUAUGUUGCAUUUAUUUUUCUCUUUUUAUUUAUUAUUGAAAAUAUUUUCUACACAGACUUUCUUUGCAUAAUGCAUUAAAAAUUUUAAAAAAUAUUUUCUACUUUUUAGCGCGUUUGAAUUCUUUGAUAGAAAGUCUAUUUUUAAAAGUUUAAACAAAUAUUUUAGAUUUGCUAAUUUUUAUAUAAAAAUAAUCCCCGAAAUCUCUCAUAUGAGCGCCCCUACCCAUCCUACUACUGCCCCUCCUCACACUUCUACAACAGUUCACUGAUGCAAGUUUGACACAACUCAGAUGUGGCUAGACGAUCAACUGAGCAAAAAUGUCACUGUCUAAACAAAAAAUUAUGAUGGAUAAACAAGAUGAAAAUUAUAAUAGAAAGAAAGUCUUUAAAAAGAGCCCAAAAUUUUGUCAAACAGGUUACGCUGAAGUUUUAUAUAAGAUAAAAACAAAUAAACAUAGUUUUGUUUAAAGGCCUUUACUUAUACUUCAAUUCUUCUAUGCCAGAUUUUAACAAUAAAUGGAACACAUUUAUACAAUUCAUAGGCAGCACAUAUAGUUUAGGAUAUUAAUGUGUUUUAUUAUUCUACUAAAAAUUUUUAAAAAUUAAUUUACAGGUGCGUUUGCAUCAAUUCAGUGAUAGCUCAGUUAUGUGGAAGAAAGGUUUCAUGCUGAAGAAAAACAAUCACAGAGCUUUGCUGCUUCAAACAAGGUAGACAGUUUGUUUAUUUGGCCUGCCUUUUAAAUGUGUUCACUGUAAAAUUUGUUCCUUGCUCAUGACAUAAUUUCAACUUUUUAAUUCUUUUGAUAAGAGCUGUAUGAAAUUCACAAAAGGCAAAUGGAUUUUCUAAAAUUAAUUUUUGUUACAUUUUCAACUAGAAAAGGGCAAGAGCUGCUACUGUCAGCAGCUUGUCAAUUUUAUUUCAAUAAAUUGGCUAAUUAAACCAAACUUUUAUUAUGCUGCUUAAAGUGUAUUACCAAGCAUGAAAUUUCAUGGCAAUUGCAUUUUCAUUAAAAAAUUUCAGUAACACAGAAGUUGUGGUAACUGCAAGAGGCUACAAGCCUGAAAACACAAUCUUUUUAGUACACGAGGUGUUUGAAUGUCUCAUAGCAGACUCUUACAGCGGCGUGGCUUAUGACUUCUCCAUACCUUGUGCCGACUGUGUGGCAGAGGUAAGUCAAUAAAUUGAGUGCAGACAGAAUGUGAAGAAGAAGCUUUGAAAAUAUCUUACACCAAAUGACAAUUUUAUUUUUUGAACUCCCUCCCCCCAUUGUCACAAUUUUUUUGUGAAAAGUUAUACCCCUCUUAGAAAUCCUUUGCACCCCUCCAAAAUCCCUCUGUCCUUUGCAAACCCUUUAAAAAAAGUCACCUUCCAUGGAUAUGGAAUCAGUGCAUCUGUGUCAGAAAAAUUUUCCUAGAACUGUGGUUCUUAUUCAGGGGUGAAGACCCAGAAAAUUGUAUUAGCUGCCAUCGCUAGUUGUUGCUACUUUAUAAAAAAGAUUUUAUAAAUUUGAUUAGCAGCAGUAAAUGUUUUGCUGUUGAAUUUUGUUUGCGAAUUACUUGUAAUGGUCAUUUUUUUUUCUUCUCUCCAGAAAGUUAAUUAAAGAAAUAUAACUACAAUAACUAAAUCAUUUAAUUAUAUCCAUUUGAGAUUUUUUAAUGGCAAUAUAAUUUAUGCAAGGGGAGUGUUGUUUGCAGUAAAUGUUUUCUAAUUGAGGUUAUUUGCAGCACUACAAAACUAUUAAGUUUCAGUGCCCUAGAACAUUCACUAAGAUCACGCUCACUAAUCAUUGUUUGUUCCAUCCUACUUCACACAGUAGAUCUAAUUCUUUGACUCCUCUCUCCACACUUUGACAUAAAUUCUCACGACUGUCAAUAUCACUACACUCCAAUUCUCCUCCUCAUGGUGGCCUUUGACUUGAUCAACAGUUUUAAUUAUUUUAUUGUUAAACCGUUGUUUAAAAGUAAAAUAAUUAAAAACUGUUGUAUAAAAGAAUAAUUUUACAAAUGUCUGUAAUUUAAUGUUAUUAAGUGCAAUUUUUUCAGUAAUGUUCCGCUUUCAUUGGGCUCUUAAAACCCCUCCUCCCUUCGUCACAAAAAUAUGACCCCCCACUCCCCACAUGACUCUUGACACCAUUUAUUGAUGUCCCCAAAGUCAAUGAUACAUUUUUGGAUGACCUAUCGAGAUUUGAAAAGUCUAUUUUUUUAAUGCAGUUUACCAUUGAUCCCUGCAUGUUUUCUGCGGCCAAAAUAAAAAGAGCGUUUGAGCUGAAGGCACCAUUCUUACAGUGUGACAAGAACUUCCACAUCAUUUCAAUCCCUGAAAUACUUGGUAAGUACAUACUAUAGAAAACAGUACAACUGAAAAAGCAAAUACAAAACUGUAGUCAUUUUUUCCAUGAAAAAUCUAUCCUUUAACUCUAAGUUUUGAAAGAACAUCCACAGGAAAAUAAACCUAGUUUUUUUCCAGCUCUUCAAUUUGAGCAGUGGCAAAAAGUGGGCAGAAUAGCAGAUAAUUUAAUUUUUUGAUUCAACAAAGUCAAAAUGUAAAUCAAAUUUACAUCACACUACACAAAAUUCAACAAUGGAUUGUCAUAUCCUCAUGACAGAUAACAUUUCAUAGUGUAUUACAUGUGGGCAAAGAAACACUUUGCAACUAAAGAAAUCACUACUCAGUGUUUGGAAAUUUCUAGUGUGUAAAAAGCCAGGAUUAUAAAAUUCUGAGCCCUUCAUAUCACCUUAGGAUAACACCCAAAGUGGACUUAUUGGAAAUAAAAUGCUACUAAACCAUCAAAUUAUUCAGAGUAUGUGACACAGUCGACAUGGAGGACAGAUUAGGAACAUAUUGCAGCUGUAGUGCGAAUUUUUACAUUUUCAAAUUAGUUUUUAAUAGCUAUUAUUGUCUGUGCUGAUGUCAGCAACAAAUUAUCAUUUUUAUAGUCACUAUUUUGUAUCAAGCACAUUUUUUUGCAAAGUACAAUCCAUUUCCAAUCCAUUGAUAUCCACACACUUGGGGUCUAUCUCUUAUAUGAAUCGCAGCCUUUAUAUUUAAGUCUAACAGUGGUCUUGUUGUGUGUGUGUGUGUGUGCCUGAGAGUGCUUGGUAUAACCAAAUACCACUGGGAGUCAAAAGUUAAAAGAUUUUAUCCCACUGGAGUCAAAGAGUUAAAAGAUUUUAUGCCACUGGGAGUCAAAGAGUUAAAAGAUUUUAUGCCACUGGGAGUCAAAGAGUUAAAAGAUUUUAUGCCACUGGGAGUCAAAGAGUUAAAAGAUUUUAUGAUACAAAAAAAAAAAUUAAGUUAAAAUUGAAUUCUACAACUUACAUUGCCUACAAAGAAAUAUCCAUGAUACAAACUUUAAAAUAACAACCUCCUCUGCUUUCAGCAUCCUUGCCACCAGAUGCUAAUGCAGACUUUGAUGAACAUCUGGGCAGAAGCGUACGAGAGUUACAGGAGCUGGAGGAAACAGUUGCAGUGCAGGUUUUCUAUAUUUACACUCAGCGAAACAUUCCUGACCUGAGCAACGCCGAGAAGGUCGUCAAUCCAAUACACAUUCUAGAAGAUAUAAGAACUGCAGGUCACAGUGUGUAAGUAUAGAUAAGAUGGAAGCUCUGUUCAGAGAUGAGGCAAAUUUAAAUAGGAGUUUUCUUUCAAUAAACAACUAAGUGUGUGCAGAUAGAUGGUUGAAACUGGUACUAAAUUUGAUUGAGAUUGGAUUUUAAGUUUGAGCAAAGAAUAAUUUUUUCUCAAGAAAUGGUUUAGUUAAGUGUAUGUUUUGUUAUUGUAUUCCAACCUUGGUGGAGUAACAAAGCGCAGGUGACAGAUAUGAUUUUAAACUAACUAAUGUUAUGCUAAAGUUAACAUUUUUAAUGCAAUUGUUGUGCUAUAAUAUUGAAAUUUAAAAAGAUGUAAAGUUUUAAGUGAUAUGUUCUUAUGAGCUCUUAAAAGAAAGACUUUGACAAAGCAGUGGUUUGUUUGAUGAAGCAUUUUUAAUAUUUUAAUUCAAAUGCUAUGCAUCUGAAUUGUAUCUUUUUUUUUUUUUCAGUUCUUAUUGUGAUGACCCUGAUACUGCAAAUAUGGAAUCCUUGACAGUGUCCAUAAAAUCAGCCCAGGUAUCGACAUAAGCCCUGUCAAAUAAACAAAGAAACAAACCUGCCAUCUGAUGUUAUAUUUUACAUGAUUCUGUUUAUAUCAAAUGUGCUAAAAUAUUGUUGUAACUUUUAUGCUCAAUGACAUCUAUAAAUCUAGCUAGAUAUCAUGGUUAGCUAGAUAUCAUGGUUUCAUUAUUAGAUCAUAUUUAGAGUUGUUUUUGUAUGGUAGAGUAAACCCUUUAAAAAAUACAAAAAUGUAGAAAGCAUUUCAUUUGUAAAUGUUAAGAAUUUAAAAAAUAAAAUGAUAUUAAAUAUCCCUUGUUAUUAACAAAGAGUAUAAUGAGUAAACAAGUGCAUUUUUAGGCAGAUGAAAAAAGUAUUAUGCACAAGUACUAAUAUUACAAACAUUCAAUGCAUGUUUCUCUGCCCAGGUGAUUGUGGUGGCCAUAUCUGAUGAGUUUGUGGCCUCUCAAAAGUGUCGAGACCUGAUCAUCUUCAUCAAGCAGACCCUGCACAAAAAUUUGGUUCUAGUGGCCAUCGGAUCAACACUCUCAUGGCAGGAGAAGGAUAUAAACCUGGUGUUGGCCGAUGAGGUGCACGUCUGGUCGAUGUUGAUGAUAAAACUUAAUUAUGUCAUUGGAAGAUAUGCCUCAUGCAUUUUUAAAAAUCAAUAACUGUAUAUAAAUAAGUAUUGAAUCAAUUUGACUGUAACAAUAAGUUUUUCAAGUUAGUUUUAAAAGCUUGUUGAUUAGUUCUAUACAAUUCCUUGAACCAGUUAUUCACCCUUGAGGUCUGACUUUGCUGUCAGAAAAGUUAUUACUUUUUAAAAUUUACCAAAAUCUAUAAAUUCAUUCUGAAGUCUGUACACUCCCACAACAGCACAUUCACACUCCAGCCGAAUCAGUAAGAGUUUUUGUUCUCUGUCCAGGUGUUUGUAAAACUGACUCAGAUUGAAAGGUACGGCUCCAAAAUACAUGAACUGAUUGAGGCCAUUCAAACCAGGAAGCAGAAGAAAAAGGUUUUUGUUGACUUACUUAUUUUCAUAUAUGUUUUCAUUAUAUGGUGUUAGGUAUAGAACUUACAAAAUACUUGGCAGUAUUUACUCUCAUUUGAUUUAAAAGUAGUGUUUUAUGAUUUAUGUAUAGUGUGGCGGAUUUUACUUUUCAUUGUUUAGCUAUUUUGGAAUAAUGUUGCCCACCUCGGUCUGGGAAUGAUUAUUUAAUAAUGAUACGCUUCCCAGCGUUGAGACGUCAAGUAAUUUAACACUAAGCGCCAUGUUCUCUUGUAAUGAACAAAACUGUCUUAUGGACUGUGCACAGGAAAGAUGUUCAUUUUUGUGCACUUAUAAAAAAACUUACAUUAAACUUUCAUGAUCAACCUAACUGUAGUGCAAAAUUAUAAUUUUUAAAAAAUAAAAGGAAAAAAACAAACUUGGAUCUCCAGAUCCAGGUAUUUCCCAUGGCCUGAAAUGCAUUUCUUCCAACGUACACAAUCUCAGGACAUCUCACCAUUUAUGACACAUUACAUGUAAUUAGUAAAAUAAUGACUACUAACACUAAAUCCACCUCAAUGCCAUUCCAUACAAAUUUAGUUUAGCAGUACAUAUAAUAUUUACUAAUAAUUUAAAUAAUUUCCUACAUUUCAGAUUUUGUAUCCAGAAUGUUUUAUCAGUUACUGUUGGGCUAAUUCUAAAACUGCCGUUGACCUUGGCUCAGCUACCAAAGAAGGGGCGUUAGGUUGGGGUGACCCUCGAAAGAUUAAGGAGCUCUUGCAAUCCAAGGGGAUAAGUUGCUGGCUGGAUGUGGAACAAAUGGGACAGGUCAAGAUUUUCUUUAUUGGAUCUCAUAUUAAUCAUAUUUUUAUUGUGGUAACUCUUCCAAAAUGAGAUUAACUUUAAAAAAAAAUAAAAUAAGGCUGUUCUUUAACUUGUAGUUUGAAAAGGGAGCUUAUUUCAGACUUUCUUAAUCAUUAAACAGGAGGGUUUCUUUGAGGAUAUUGCUGAAGGUUUGCGCAAGGCCAAGGUCAUGGUUGCCUGUGUUUCAGAUGAGGUGAGAAUGGAAACUAAUUUAAUUUUCAUUUAUUGUAUAUGAAACAAUGAAGUAAAUAAUUAAAUAAAGAUCUUUUAUGGAUGGAAAUAAUAACAGAUCUUUUAUAGAUAUAAAUAAAGAUAUGUUGUGGAUGUAAAUAAAUAAAUAAUUUAAUCAAUGCUCUUUUAUGGAUGCAAAGAAAUUAAAAUAAAAUAGAUAACAAGAAAUUUGAAUUUGGAAAAUUAUAAUUUAAUUGAAUAGGGAUCAUAAUUUUUUUGAAUUGAAAUAAUUUAUUUCAGUAUGCAAACUCCAAGAACUGCAGAAUGGAGUUUCGUUUUGCAGUUACAACACUAAAGAUACCAACGAUCCUCGCUGUGGUGGGCACAGGGUACAAUUGGGAAAGGAGUGAGGUCAGAUUUCAAACCGUUUAA
This is a messenger RNA of Lymnaea stagnalis (great pond snail), 6791 nucleotides long. The record is from the annotation of a GenBank genome assembly. Lineage: Eukaryota; Metazoa; Mollusca; Gastropoda; Lymnaeidae.